AUGUCACCUUGUGAGUUUGCAGGCAUGUUUCAUAUUGUUUCAUUUGUGGAGACUAAUGAGGUGGAAGUGGUGCCUAGUAGCUGGGUACAUGAUGAGCAGUGCGUCUGGCCAAAUCUGAAAGGAGAGAGCCUCACGAAGGCAGUGAAACUGGCAAUGAAACCCAGAAAAGACUGGAAAAAAUUUAGAGUUAAGCUUCUCUACACAACAGACAACUAUGAAGAUGCCAGAAAGAAACUCCCUGAAGCAGAAGUCUUCUCGGAUAUUCAGUCUGACGCAGAAGGUGGUGUUAAAAAACCUAGACGAAUAAUGAAAAGCUUUAGGCUUCAAAACUUUGAAGUCUUUAAUUAUAGUGAUGAUGAUGAUGAUGAUGAUUAUGGGCAAAAUUUGAGAGCUCUGGAACCACCACCUCAUGUGCAGCCGCCAACAUUUCAGUCAGUUAGUCCCCUUUGCCAGCCAGCUAGUCAGCCACCAGCCAGCCAACCAGAAGGCAGCAAACCUUCAUUCUACAAUCCAGCUAGUCAGCCACCACUGACUCACCAACCAUCACUUUACCAGGCAGCUAGUCAGCUACCAUCCAACCGACCAGUAAGCGAUGAAACUUCACUCAACAAGCCGGCUGGUCGUCCAUCACUGACUCACCAACCAUCACUGACUCAUCAGCCAUCACACUAUCAGCCAGCUAGUCAGCCUUCACUGACUCACCAGCCAUCACUCUACGAGCCAGCUAGUCAUCCACCACUGACUCACCAACCAUCACUGACUCAUCAGCCAUCCCACUAUCAGCUAGCUAGUCAGCCACCAGUGAUUCUGCAGUCUUCUCUCUUUCAGUCAGCAAUACAGCCAAGUUCAGAUAACUCACCAACAUUGUGCGUGUCCCAAAGUCACUCCAAAGAACCAGCAGACUCAGAAUCUGUUUUCAGGAGGAACCAACAAUUUCAAAGUAUGUUAUACAACUGUGCCACUUUAAAGUUAAAAAACGAUGGGGCCCAAUUCAGGCAUCGUCUUCCUGUAAAAGAUAUGGAGUCUCUCCUGUGCCUGGAGGCCGAGCUGAAGAACCUAGAUACUAAAUCAGAAUUGCUACCCUUUGUAUGUAGGGCCAGGAAUACCACAAACUAA
This is a messenger RNA of Sinocyclocheilus rhinocerous, 1116 nucleotides long. RefSeq lists its product as uncharacterized. The coding region runs from base 1 to 1116 and encodes 371 amino acids. The record is from RefSeq and is a predicted model, not a curated record. The transcript has 6 exons. Lineage: Eukaryota; Metazoa; Chordata; Actinopteri; Cypriniformes; Cyprinidae.